AUGCCCUCGCCAAAUGAAAAUACUUUUAAGCACGUUGAACAAGAUUUCUGGCGGAAAUGGAAUACACCAAACUGUAUGGAUAGUAUGGAUGGCAAACAUGUGCUCAUAAAAGAACCAAAAAACAGCAGAUGUCUUUUUUUUUUUUUCAAUUACAAAAAUUACUUUUCCAUCGUUCUCCUUGCAAUAGUGUACGUCAAUUACAAAUUCAUUGUUGUAGAUAUGGACUCUAAUGGCAAAGAACGUGACAGCCGUAUUUUUCAAAAAUUCGAGAUGGGGAAAAAGAUUGCCAAGAACAACUUUAAUUUCCCUGUAUCUAAAUGCCUUCCAAACAGUGAUAUUUUAUGGAGCACUUCAUACCAGGUGAUGAAGCAUUUGCACUGA
Schistocerca americana (American grasshopper) is the source of this 381-nucleotide messenger RNA. RefSeq lists its product as uncharacterized. The coding region runs from base 1 to 381 and encodes 126 amino acids. NCBI's taxonomy places the organism in Eukaryota, Metazoa, Arthropoda, Insecta, Orthoptera, Acrididae. The transcript has a single exon. The record is from RefSeq and is a predicted model, not a curated record.